AUGAAACUGUUCAGUUUCUACAGCAAAUCGAUUUACAUUCAAUAUCGUAAUCAACUAUGCUCCACGACGACAAUCGUGAUCUGUGCCCUAACGGUGACUGCAUUCGUCGCACCGUACUAUUUGCUGUCGUCCAUCAAACAAGGCGAACUUUGGGACCAGCACCGCGCAGUGUACGAGCAGCCCAGAAUGAAAUUUCUGUACGAUUAUUUGUUUACGGCAGAAAUGGAAGAUGCCGACGAACGUUCGUCAACCGUCGUAACAUGCAGCUCUUUCGAAUCGUACAACUCGCUCACUGAACAGCAGCAUUCGUGCAAUGACGUACAGGUGGUUCCCAUCGAUGCAGAUCACGAUCAGGUGCUGGAUCAUCUUUCGGUCGGGAUCAGUUUCAACCCUCCUAACACUGCAACCCGAUUAUCGUUCUACACGUUCUACUUCUUCCUAGAAGCGACCGUAUCGUCACAAUGUUUUUUCGUCGUACCGACGUUUGUUUCGUUGGAAAAGGUACAAGCACCGAGACGCAAGUUUGAGUCCGGCACAGUCACGCAUCAUGGAUUCAUGCAAGCGCAACAAACCGCUACACUGCAGUGCCCGUUUUUUAUGCGACAUCAAAAAUCUCACUUCAGCGAUCGGUACUAUCCGAAUGAAAACACUACUCUCGAUGGAUUUCAGCCGGGACGAAUACUCACGAUGAUACAAAGCACUAACCCGGCAUACUAUGAAUAUCACACGCAGCGUACGGACUGGACGAUGGAUGAUUCUGGAUCGAUACGCAUACAAAUCGAGGUCGCUAUCGGAGGUGCCGAUAGCCGGGCAAUGAUCUUUCUCUACAAAAAUUCUCUAUGGUGGAAGCUGUGUCAGUUCUGGGGAAGUUAUUUUCCCCUGCUACUCGUCUCACUGUGGUUGAUUGAAAAAACUAAGCAAUAUCUGUUCGAAAACUUUUAUCUGCGCGCAGUAGAAGUAAAACCGUGGAAGGAUAAAUAUAAUUAA
Messenger RNA from Anopheles marshallii, 987 nucleotides. RefSeq lists its product as uncharacterized. Gene Ontology annotation, biological process: regulation of protein localization; cilium assembly. Bases 1 to 987 code for a protein of 328 amino acids. Gene Ontology annotation, cellular component: ciliary membrane; ciliary transition zone. NCBI's taxonomy places the organism in Eukaryota, Metazoa, Arthropoda, Insecta, Diptera, Culicidae. The transcript is spliced from 2 exons. The record is from RefSeq and is a predicted model, not a curated record.